CGUGUUCUGCUGAUCGGAAGCAAACCUACUCACAUGUUCCGCUGAUUUUUUUUGUCUACAGAUUUUAUAUGAUAUAACUUCGGUAGUUUUACUUUGAGAAUGGUUCGAAUCGCAUUUGUUCAUCCAGAUCUUGGAAUUGGUGGUGCAGAGCGUCUUGUUGUGGAUGCUGGCUUAGCCCUGAAAUCACGCGGGCACGUAGUCCACUUUUUCACUUCACAUCAUGACAAAUCUCACUGCUUUGAAGAGACAAGAAAUGGAUCGUUACAAGUUACUGCUGUCGGAGAUUGGCUUCCUAGACACUGCUUUGGUUACUUUUACGCCUUCUGGGCUUAUGUAAGGAUGAUUUAUGUCUCCUUAUAUCUUGUGUUCUUCUCAUCAUGGCGGAUGGAUGUUGUCUUCUGCGAUCAAGUGUCUGUGUGCAUCCCUGUUCUUAAGCUCAGUAAGGCACGGAUUGUGUUUUACUGCCAUUUUCCUGAUCUGUUGUUAACUCAACGAAAAAGCUUGCUGAAAAGGAUCUAUCGUGCUCCGUUAGACUGGCUAGAGGAAGUCACAACUGGCAUGGCAGACACUGUUCUUGUGAAUAGCAACUUCACCGCUGAGACUUUUGUGUCAACAUUUACUAGAUUAUGCAGCAAUCGCCCACGGGUCUUGUAUCCUUCACUUAAUUUUUCAUCAUUUGAUACACCAGUUGCACCAGAAGAAACCGACAAAGAUUUGAUACCACCUUCUGCCAAGUUUGUGUUCCUUUCAAUAAAUCGUUAUGAGAGAAAGAAGAACCUGAAUCUGGCCCUGGAGGCAUUAGAUUGGCUUAGAAAUAUUAUCAGUGACACAGAAUGGAAGGAUGUACAUUUAGUUAUGGCAGGUGGCUAUGAUGAUAGAGUUGUAGAAAACAAGGAACACUUCUUGGAACUGUGCAAACUGGCAGAACAAUACAACCUCAGCAGUAAAGUGACAUUUGUGAGAUCAUUUAGUGACACCCAAAAACUGACACUUCUUAAUCAAUGUACAUGCUUGAUCUAUACCCCAAGCCAUGAACAUUUUGGUAUAGUUCCAAUUGAAGCCAUGUACAUGAAACGUCCAGUGAUUGCAGUCAAUAGUGGUGGACCUUUGGAGACCAUUCAAGAUGGGCUGACAGGAUUUUUAUGUAACCCUGAUGCAGAGUCCUUUGCUCUAGCAAUGCGGAAGUUUUUGAAGAAUCCAGGGCUUAGUUCAACACUGGGUGAUGCUGGCAAGACUAAUGUCAUCAAGAAGUUCUCUUUUGAUGUAUUUGCCCAACACCUUCACAAUAUUGUAACAGAUGGAAUGCAGGCAGGCAGCAUGUGGCUGACAGCUCUUACAUGUUUUCUUAUGGUUGUUGUGUUCUGUGUGGCAUGUGUGUGGGCCAUCAAUUUCUAUGACAGUUACUGACAAGGACCUUAAUAAUUAAUAAUUGUCAACUUAGCACAGAUGCAACAGUACAUGUAUGUAGUGACUGGAAAGUUUUAUCUUCAUUGCAUAUUUUACCUCUUUUCAAGUUUUAUUUGCUUGUGUGUAGAACAAGUCAUUAAUAGAAGUUUUUCCUCAACAAGGCUCUCCUUUCUCACAAAUCUGUAAGCUAGUGUUAGAAGAAGAAUUGGAAGAAAAAACGUUUCAAGCGGUAAAACUUGCUGACAAGUAGCAUGCGCAGCUCAGGAAGGAAAAGUUGUCAUGGAAUUAAAAAAUCUAUGUCAUUUUGGGAAAUUCUGCUGUACAAAGCAGCAUGUGCCAAGAAAGUCAUGUCUGAUAUCCCUGACCCGGUCUUAAAGAUCUUGCUGCUGUGCUAGGGGAUUCUAUACUUUGCUUGACCAAUGGGUAAGUGUAGUUUUUUGAGGGAAAAUUGAUGCUACUAAGAAAUUUUUGGGUGCUAUUGAAAAUAACUUCCAGGUCAGUUCAUCGAACAGCUUUCCCAAAGAGCAAGUUCGAAAACAGGUUUUAUUGGCACUGCGGUUUUAGUUAGCAGUUCCAGGGCUUCCCUCUUCGUUUUUUUGCAAACCUGGUUGUCAUUAGACAAGUGCUGUUUCGCAAAUUUCGCUCCAGACUUUCUUUCCGGGGCGACUUUGGCAGCUUCAAUAACUUCAAAGGCCACAUAGAGAGUGUGAAAAAGAAAGCUAGGGAGCUUGGAGUAAAUUGCUUCGAGCCAAAAUUAUUUUACCUGGUGAGGUCGACUACAAAAGCAAAUUACAGAAAUUAUUUUCAGCGUUCAGUGCUUGUUUGGCUAUAAAUUAAUAUUCAUAACGGUCUUGAAAACCGUGCAUAAGAGUCCACAGCGGAACACUGUCUAAUUGUUCCUUACAGAGGACAAUAUAACUCAAAAACUGAUUUUGUUUCAAAUAUGACCAAUAUUUUUUAAACAUUUGUGGUCAUCCACAGCUCAUAAAAUGAUAAAAUCUUACAAAUUAACUGACUAA
Molecule: messenger RNA, 2426 nt
Organism: Orbicella faveolata
Lineage: Eukaryota; Metazoa; Cnidaria; Anthozoa; Scleractinia; Merulinidae
Product: alpha-1,3/1,6-mannosyltransferase ALG2-like
Biological process (GO): dolichol-linked oligosaccharide biosynthetic process
Cellular component (GO): endomembrane system
Molecular function (GO): GDP-Man:Man(1)GlcNAc(2)-PP-Dol alpha-1,3-mannosyltransferase activity
Source: RefSeq, a predicted model, not a curated record